ACAGUUCCUAUUAGAGCUGUGCUAGCACGUGUACGAAGUUUGCAUAUCACAGAUCAAAGACAGAAUCGCCACGAUGGUUGCCCAGACUUCCGACAAAAUGCGGGCUUUGGCCCUGAAACUCUUCGAGAUCAAUGCCUUCAAGUUCGGCGACUUCAAGAUGAAAGUCGGCAUCAAUUCGCCGGUUUACUUCGAUCUGCGAGUGAUCGUCAGUUAUCCGGAUGUGAUGCAAACCGUUUCCGAUCUUCUAGUGGAGCACAUCAAGGACAAGCAGCUAACCGCCAAGCAUGUGUGCGGAGUUCCUUACACGGCGCUCCCUUUGGCCACCAUAGUAUCCGUACAGCAGGGAACACCUAUGUUGGUCCGGCGAAAGGAAGCCAAGUCUUACGGCACAAAAAAACUGGUCGAGGGCAUCUUCAAUGCCGGCGACACCUGUCUGAUUGUCGAGGAUGUGGUUACCUCUGGCUCCAGCAUCCUGGAUACAGUGAGGGAUCUGCAAAGUGAGGGUAUUGUGGUCACUGAUGCCGUGGUCGUGGUGAACCGUGAACAGGGCGGUGUGGAUAACAUUGCCAAGCAUGGAGUGCGGAUGCACUCGCUCUUCACACUCUCCUUCCUUCUGAACACCCUACACGAGGCUGGACGGAUUGAGAAGUCUACAGUGGAGGCGGUGGCCAAGUACAUAGCCGCCGUACAAAUCAACAGCGAUGGAACCUUUGUCGGCGGCGAUAAGGCCGACGUUGUCGGAGCCAACGACUUGCAGCGCACCAAACUGACCUACGAGAGUCGUGCCAACUUGGCCAAAAGCGCAGUGGCCAAACGGCUCUUCAACCUGAUAGCCAGUAAGCAGACGAACCUCUGUCUGGCAGCCGAUCUGACCAGUGCUGAUAAAAUUCUGGAGGUGGCCGACAAAUGUGGUCCGUACAUCUGCCUGCUAAAGACCCACGUUGACAUUGUCGAGGACUUUAGCCAGAAAUUUAUCACCGAUCUGCAGGCUCUGGCUCAGCGGCACAACUUCCUGCUGAUGGAGGAUCGCAAGUUUGCCGACAUUGGCAACACGGUGUCCCUGCAGUACGGCAAGGGCAUCUACAAGAUUUCCAGUUGGGCUGACCUGGUGACGGCUCAUACACUACCUGGACGCAGUAUUCUGCAGGGCCUGAAGGCGGGCCUGGGCGAGGAAGGAGCCAACAAGGAGCGUGGCGUCUUUCUGCUGGCAGAGAUGUCCGCCAGUGGCAAUCUGAUCGAUGCCAAGUACAAGGAGAAUAGCAACAAAAUCGCCACCGAAGGAGCCGACGUUGAUUUCGUGGCUGGUGUGGUGUGCCAAUCCUCUGAUGCCUUCGCCUUUCCCGGACUUUUGCAGUUGACACCUGGAGUGAAAAUCGACGAGAGCGUUGACCAACUAGGCCAACAGUACCAGAGUCCAGAGCACGUGGUCAAAGAGCGUGGAGCCGACAUCGGCGUAGUUGGCAGGGGCAUCCUGAAGGCCGCCAGUCCCGAGCAGGCAGCCCAGACCUACCGUGACCGCCUGUGGGCUGCCUACCAGGAUCGAGUAGCCAAGUAGAAGACACAGAUAGCAUUCCCCCUUAACAAAAUUUCCCACACACCCAUUCCCCCGGUUUCGGUUACCCUAGUUAAGUGAAAAACUUGCAAAUUAUUUUCCAUGAUUUUACAAUGCAUUUAUGAAUUGAAUAUAGGCUAUGAAUCUUCCACAGAAAAUGUGGCAAACGAGGUUUGCCUUAAGAUAAGAGUUACAACAAAUAGAAUGGUUAACAAUCGAAGUGAAAUGCUUCCGCGAUUUGGGAAUCCUUAGUAGGAGGCCAGGCACUGCAAGACGUAGCUGUAGUCUCCAGAGAGAUCGUCCUGCAAACGAGAUGAAGAUAGUAGGAGGAUGGUGAAUGUGACCAAGUUUUGCCGUUGAAUGUAAGCCAACUUUAUUAGUUAUUACAAGCACAAACUAUACAUACGAGUUCGAUGCAAAAAAUUUACAAUAAAAAAGGACAUGUAUACAAAAUAAAA
This is a messenger RNA of Drosophila eugracilis, 2010 nucleotides long. It is a transcript of the gene r-l, whose product is annotated as uridine 5'-monophosphate synthase. The transcript is spliced from 3 exons. Gene Ontology annotation, molecular function: orotate phosphoribosyltransferase activity; orotidine-5'-phosphate decarboxylase activity. The record is from RefSeq and is a predicted model, not a curated record. Gene Ontology annotation, biological process: 'de novo' UMP biosynthetic process; 'de novo' pyrimidine nucleobase biosynthetic process. Bases 74 to 1555 code for a protein of 493 amino acids. Lineage: Eukaryota; Metazoa; Arthropoda; Insecta; Diptera; Drosophilidae.